GACAAUGUCAGACAACAAUGUUAGAACUUAAGAUGAAGAAAGUACAAGAAGUUUCUUCUGCUCCUUUUCGUAUGACAUGUUUUUAGCGAGAAUUCAUAAGGCUUCUUCCUAGGCUUAUCGGAUUCGCAAAAGAAAACUUCACUUCAGCAAAUUUCUCCCUUCGUUUAUCGAACAGUCAGAACAUCCGAAGUCUCUCUGUGCGGAUACAUGUGAUUAGCUCAAGCAGGCCAGAAGUAAAGUGAGUGCUCAGAAGUGUAAGUCUAAUAACUAAUAUUUAUUGCCAUAAUGCCAAAUGUUAUGGAUAAUUUUGAUAUAAUACGACGUGUAGUGCAUUGUGAUCGACAACAAAAUGUCUGAUGUGCUUUCAUACCGCUGGCAGAUGCUGAAUAUUUCUUCUCCGUACGCACCCAGUUUCGUGGAUGAUGGCCCACCAAGCUGGUGUUACGAGAAUCGCUACAAUGGAUGGAAUACACCACCAGAUGUGUAUGUUGGUCCCUACUGGAAGCAAUUUAGGGCACCCGCUCCCUAUCUUCAUUACUUACUAGGUAUACUCUACAUUGGAUUGACAUUUGUCUCUUGCGUUGGAAAUGGAAUGGUCAUCUACAUAUUCCUUGUGUCCAAAACGUUAAGAACACCAGCAAAUAUGUUCGUAGUUGGAUUGGCAUUUUCAGAUAUGUUCAUGAUGUCUAAAACUCCUAUUUUCAUUUAUAAUUGCUUUCACUUAGGACCGGUAUUUGGAAAUUUAGGUUGUACGCUAUAUGGUGUAGUAGGCGCUUACUCAGGCUUGGGUUCCGCUUUCUGCAAUGCCAUCAUCUCUUACGAUCGAUACAGAGUUAUAGUCCACCCUUUCAGUAAAUCAGGAAUGACGAUGACUAAGGCAGUGUUGAUGCUGGUGCUCAUGUACGUUUAUAUAACACCAUUUGCACUAUUACCAGCUUUUCACAUAUGGAGUCGUUUCGUUCCCGAGGGAUUUUUGACCAGCUGCGCACCGGAUUUCUUCUUGCACGACUUCAGUGGUAGAUCUUACAUCGUGGGUACUUGGUUUUUUGGAUGGUUUAUACCUAUCUCUAUCGUCUUGUAUUGUUAUACGAGGAUAUUCAUAUCUGUCAGAGAUCAUGAAAAAAAGAUAAGAGAGCAGGCUCGAAAAAUGAACGUUGAUAGUUUUCGAUCAAAUGCAGCUGUCAAUAACUCUUCUGCUGAAGUCAGAAUUGCCAAGACGGCCUUCUGCCUCAUCGUUCUAUUCUUGUUUUCCUGGGUUCCUUACAUUACCGUUGCUUUUAUAGCUGGCUUCUCAGAUCCCAAAGAAAGGCGAAUCACACCCGUGAUUUCAAUGAUUCCUGCACUUACUCUAAAAGCUUCAGCCUGCUUCGACCCUUUCUUCUAUGCCAUUAGCCACCCUAGGUAUAGGCUGGAACUCCAGAAAAGAAUGCCUUGGCUCUGCAUUCAGGAAAAACAGGAAGCUUCUGUAAACGGAGUCGACGAUGUGUCUAAAGCAACAGAGCAAGCCUAAAUACUAGUAUUUUGAAACUGUUCUUGCCUGUAAAAAUUAAGAAAGAAAUAACCAUUUGCUACAGAGAAAAAAGUGAAUUUGAAUAAUUUAUAUUAAUGAUAUGAAUUCAAAGAAAUAUUAGUUAUUAAAAAUGAAAUUUCGUAUUAUUACAAAUUAACACUACAUGUAAUAAUACGAAAUUUCAUGCACUGAAUUUAAGUUUCAUUUCGGUUUCAAUGAAGAAAUUAUAAGAAGAAAUUUGGCUAAAAAUGUAAUUAUGUCAGAAAAAUACAAAACUUCAGUACAUAUUUGGAAAAAUAAUCGAGUUUUGAAUGGAAAUAUAAAGAUAAAUUUUAAGAAUUUUAUGAAAUAAAGAGAUAUGAUCUCUUCAACGUUUUCAGAUAUUGAAAACUAAAAUAAUUUUAGAGACCCCUUAACUUAUAUACAAAUGACUUUGGUAUUUGCUCUUUCAUUUAUUUAUCUGAUUUCUGAAUUCUAUUUCAAUAUAAAUAAGUUACUAAUAUGCCUCUGAAAAUAAAUAUAGUUGUUGAAAUGAGCAAAUUAGCACGGAUUCGUAUAUCGUAUUGUGAAAUUGUUUUAUUUUUCUACUCAGUACGCGUAUUUCAUAUUCUUUAAGAUUCUAACCAGAUGAAUGAAUUUGAUAAUCUUCGUUCAUUUUUUGUCCGAUUAAAUCUUCAUUUAAUACCCCAAAUCUUUAAGGACAUUUUAAAAUCACAGAAUGUUACAUUAUAACACUCCGUCUCUUUAUAAAAAUUUUCAUCUCUUGCCGAGUAAACCCAAGCCUAAAUAGCUACACAGGUUAUUAAACAAGUCCAUCUCAAAUGCAGAGUUGAGCUGCAACUCUGCAUUUACGGAAAUUAAAAUCAGACAGAAAUGAUUGCGACUUACAAUCAGACAAAGCAAAAUUUCAGCUAAAUCUAUUUUUAACAUAACACAAGGUUAGAUUCGGUUCACAGUAAUUCGGAGAAAAUACUAAAAGGAAUAUGCUUAUUUGGAUUUCACGUUAAUAUUCAUCUAAAACAAUCAUAAUUUAAAUAGACUUAAAUAAAUAAGGAAUCUCUUGGAAGAUUAUUACCUCUUAAAACAGCUCAGUUUAAAUUUUCAGCAUUUGACGUGUAUAGAACCGCCACAAAAGACAAAGCUCAUAAAUUAGGGUCACAUUUAAAAUAGUAUUACUGUUUAAUUUAGUUACAUAGGGAGCCUAAAAGUUCAGCAGAGGCAAUGGGUAAUCCCAUAUAUCUGAGUAGAAAAUGAGUAGGAGUAGUAUAAGUUUUAAAAUAACUGAAAAAAAUUAACUUCUUAUCUCCCACUCAAAUUCUUUACAAUCAGUUUCGAACUAAAAUUACUAGGCCAUUAUUAAGGCGAUCUUAGCAAAAACAAGCUGAUAUUAAGUUUUUGAAUAUUAUAUAAUAAGGUUAAUAAAAGAUUUUAAUUGAAAAUAACUUUGUUAUUUUUUAAUUUGUAGACUUUAAAUUCAUGAAUGUCUCAAAAGCAUAUUUCCAAAGCAAUUUUUUGACUUCCUCUAUGUACUUAGCAUUAUAAGUGUGAAUACUUUAAUUUUACCUUUAGAAAGGAAAAGCAUGUUAAUGAGUGAGCAAUUUUCUAAUUAAAAAAAAGUAUAUUUGUGAAAUAAUGUUUUGUUGCAACCAAAAUAUUGGAAAAUGUUUACUACCUCAUGUUUGUGCUGUUUUCUUGUGAAUGUAAAAAUGAUUUAUUUUCACUCAUUAAAGUUCAUUCUAGAUGGACCAAUCAUAAUCAUA
Stegodyphus dumicola is the source of this 3270-nucleotide messenger RNA. RefSeq names its product opsin, ultraviolet-sensitive-like. Gene Ontology annotation, molecular function: G protein-coupled receptor activity. Gene Ontology annotation, biological process: G protein-coupled receptor signaling pathway; visual perception. Gene Ontology annotation, cellular component: membrane. The record is from RefSeq and is a predicted model, not a curated record. Lineage: Eukaryota; Metazoa; Arthropoda; Arachnida; Araneae; Eresidae.